Molecule: messenger RNA, 562 nt
Organism: Trematomus bernacchii (emerald rockcod)
Lineage: Eukaryota; Metazoa; Chordata; Actinopteri; Perciformes; Nototheniidae
Product: histone H2B 1.2-like
Exons: 1
Coding region: 14-391 (125 amino acids)
Cellular component (GO): nucleosome
Molecular function (GO): DNA binding; protein heterodimerization activity; structural constituent of chromatin
Source: RefSeq, a predicted model, not a curated record
UCAACCGUUGAUCAUGCCUGAAGCAGCCAGCGUCAAAGCGCCCAAGAAGGGCUCCAAGAAAGCGGUCACCAAGACCGCCACCAAGACCGGCAAGAAGAGGAGAAAGUCCAGGAAGGAGAGCUAUGCCAUCUACGUGUACAAAGUGAUGAAGCAGGUGCACCCCGACACCGGCAUCUCCUCCAAGGCCAUGGGCAUCAUGAACUGCUUCGUGAGCGACAUCUUUGAGCGCAUCGCCGGGGAGGCCUCCCGUCUGGCUCACUACAACAAGCGCUCCACCAUCACCUCCAGGGAGAUCCAGACCGCCGUCCGCCUGCUGCUCCCCGGAGAGCUGGCCAAGCACGCCGUGUCUGAGGGCACCAAGGCCGUGACCAAGUACACCAGCUCCAAGUAACCUGCUGCCGCUACUGCUACAAACCAACGGUUCUUUUAAGAGCCACCCACUUCAUCUACUGCUGCGUUCCUCUUACAAAGUGUCUAAUAUACGUCCAUAUACACUUUUUUUUUUUUUUUUUUUUAAAGCUGGUUUUAAAAUUAUUUAUUAUUAAACUGCUAUGCUCACUUG